AUGAGAUUUUUUAUUAUUCUUUUCUACUCUUUCCUUCUUCUAACAGCCAAUGCUCAACAAAACAGAGAAAAUUUCAUUAAACGAGUUGUCAAUUUGGAUGUGAAAAUAUUGACGAGACCUCAGAUAUCCAAGUUUUUGACAUGCAUGUGUCCUCAUGUUGCUGAGUGUCCCGAUAUGAUGGCGUUUGGUUCAGCCUGCAUCUCAUGUUUAUCCGACAAUUUCGGAGAUAUUAUGGAGAGCGCUUUUGGCAUGGUAGCCAAACUAGAAACUUGUAUGAUAACUGGAUUGUCCUCUACUAUGAUCGUUUCCGCGAAAGUUGCAAGCCUCCUUCAACCAGAACUCACGAAAAUAUAUAAUCCAAUGUGCAAGAAAGUUGAAACGGCUAGAAAGAACAAGAAAACACAAAUUCAACAAUGCAAUGUUGGAAUUGGACAUUUAUUGAGCGAAGUCAAACGAAAAUUCAUUGAUAACAUUUGUAUGCAAAUCAAAGAUAAAUGCUCUGAUAAGGAGUUCAAGUGCUUGCUCAAGGAAGGAAAGGCGGUUAUUGACCUUAACACAUACAACUGCGCAUCAGCAAAAGCAAGCAUCCUGGGAUGA
This is a messenger RNA of Auanema sp. JU1783, 597 nucleotides long. Lineage: Eukaryota; Metazoa; Nematoda; Chromadorea; Rhabditida; Rhabditidae. The record is from the annotation of a GenBank genome assembly.